AUGUCUUUCGAACAAGAGCAGAAGAGGUUAAAACGGUUAUUGCGGAGUUUAUUUGACACUAUUACCUCAGCCUCAGAGUUACCUAAGAGUUACCUCAACCUCAUCAUCAAAAUCUGGAAAUCAUUUUUGGACAAGAAGUAUGUUCCAAAAUGCCCUUUCAAAACUCAUGUUUUGAAAAAGGUUGGUACCACAUCAGAUCACAGUCGACUCAUAAAUCAUCGAUCUUCUUACAAUGGACCAUUCUUGUCAAGCAUCUUGAAGAAACGAAUGACCUCAACAACUACGGGGUUGAAGAAUGGAGAAUUUGAAUUACCAUUACCAGCCUACUCAGCUAAAUAUAUUAAUGUUUGCAAAGCGAAGGAAACGGAUAUUUCAAAAUGUAUUAUGGAAAAUAUUGAAAACAUUAGGCCCAAACUAGAUGACGGCAUUCCAGAGCUGGGAAUUCCUAGUAUUAAUCCCUUAAAAAUUCCAUUUGCAGAACUGAAUAUUGGAAAGGAAUUUAAAUCAUCAAUGAAGGAUAUCAAAAUGUAUGGUAUAAAUACCUUCAUUGUGAAAGAUUUGAAAGUUGAUUUGGACAAUAAUUAUCUAGAAAUCAAAGUAAAUAUACCCCAUAUUCGUGCAGAAGGAGAAUACAACGUUAAAGGAAAAUUAUUAAUUUUGACUCUAGAUGGAAGUGGACCUGGUCAGAUCAAUAUCACAAACCUGGAAGUAACCCUAAUUGGCCACGGAGUAAGAGAAACAAAACACGGAAAAACUUUCCUCAAAAUCUCAUCAAUAGAUAUUACACCAAUAAUAGGAAUAGUAAAUCUAAGGCUCAACAAUUUAUUUAAUGGCAAUCCAGAACUUACUGAAACUUCCAACAAAGUCCUUAAUGAAAAUCAAGAAGUCCUAAAAGAACAAUUCGCUCCUCCCAUUGUACAUAUUGUAGAAGGGUUCAUGUCAACAAUUAUAAGCAACUUCUUCGACCAUUUUCCAAUAGAUAAAUUGUUUCAAUAUGACUGA
Diabrotica balteata is the source of this 1002-nucleotide messenger RNA. Lineage: Eukaryota; Metazoa; Arthropoda; Insecta; Coleoptera; Chrysomelidae. The record is from the annotation of a GenBank genome assembly.